Molecule: messenger RNA, 2602 nt
Organism: Amaranthus tricolor (Joseph's coat)
Lineage: Eukaryota; Viridiplantae; Streptophyta; Magnoliopsida; Caryophyllales; Amaranthaceae
Product: GPI mannosyltransferase 1
Exons: 5
Coding region: 492-1781 (429 amino acids)
Biological process (GO): GPI anchor biosynthetic process
Cellular component (GO): glycosylphosphatidylinositol-mannosyltransferase I complex; membrane
Molecular function (GO): GPI mannosyltransferase activity; alpha-1,4-mannosyltransferase activity
Source: RefSeq, a predicted model, not a curated record
AAUGUCCCCUUGAAGAAACAUUGAUACUUAAGAUGGAGAUUGGAUCAUUGAAUGCAUGAUGCAAUUUUUUUAUGUGAGCUUUUAUAUUCUUUUUUGCGUGGGUCAUUACACAGGCGGAUGAUGCGUCUAUCGUCAAUGCUUGCUCUUCCUCUACUCUCUCGGUCUCAUUUGCAAAAGGUAAAAGGUAACCCUAAACUCACUUCUCACCCGACACUGCCUCUCACUCACGACCCACCGCUCGCCUCACCAGUCACCGGCAUAUCUCGCCAGCCGCCACCGCCACCGCCGUAGCGCUUGAAGCCAGAUCAGGAGUUGCUCGCUGACUCACCAUUGCUGAUUGGCUGAUUGCUCGUCACUUGGAGUCUUGCUGCUGCCGACUGCUGUUAUUUCAAGGCCACCACCGGCAAGGCCGUGUUCCGUGAACUCCACCAGACCUGCAGACCAGACCAUCACCUUCUUCAAUAUUUCAAUUGACUCCAAAUUCAGGAUUCAUGAUGGUUACAUUUUGUUCAGUGCUCGUAUUCUCAACUAUAUUAAGGGUAGUUUUGAUCCUCUAUGGAGACUGGCAAGACUCCCAUAUGGAAGUUAGAUACACUGAUAUUGAUUAUCUUGUCUUUUCUGAUGCUGCUGCUUUGAUGUCUUCUGGGGAGUCUCCUUUCAAAAGGACCACCUAUCGUUAUUCACCAUUACUUGCCUUUCUACUCAUACCAAAUGCAGUUUUCCAUCGCUCUUGGGGGAAAUUCCUAUUCUCAGCAGCAGAUCUGUUAGUCGGAUACUUUAUUCACACCAUUUUGAAGCUACGUGGAGUACCUGAGAAAGUAUGCACUUACUCGGUGAUGGCGUGGCUUUUCAAUCCAUUUACCUUUACCAUAGGAACUCGUGGGAACUGUGAGCCUAUUGUCUGUGCAGUGAUCUUAUGGAUCAUUAUCUGUAUAAUGAGAGGGCGGAUAUACCAAGCUGCUUUUUGGUAUGGACUUAUUGUCCACUUCAGAAUAUAUCCUAUUAUAUACGCACUUCCCAUUGUCUUAGUUCUUGAUCCACAGUACAUCCAACCUGGUCAGAAGCCCAUUCUUGAGAAUUGGAGUUCUCACAAAGAAAAUUCACAUCAACACUUAGAUGAUACAGAACUAAAGACUUUAUGGAGUCUGCUUACGAGCCUUUUUUGUUGGACUAGAAUCUUGUUUGGGUUGAUAUCCGGUGCUAUCUUCCUUGGUUUCACAGGACUCUUUUAUUAUCUUUACGGGUGGGAAUUUCUUUAUGAGGCGUUGCUUUACCAUCUCACUCGAACCGAUCCAAGACACAAUUUCUCCAUAUAUUUCUACCACAUAUACCUCCACUAUGAACAUGAGUUCUCGAUACUAGAAAAGCUUGUCUCUUUCCUUCCACAAUUUUCUGUGCAACUAGUUCUUAUGUUCCGCUUUGCCUUGGAUCUUCCUUUCUGCUUUCUUGUGCAGACGGUGGCGUUUGUUGCAUUCAAUAAGGUGAUUACAGCACAGUAUUUUGUGUGGUUCUUUUGCUUGAUACCAGUGGUAUUGCCAUGGAGUAAGAUGAAAAUAAAAUGGAAAGGUCUCUUUUGUGUUUUGGUUUGGAUGGGGACUCAACUUCAUUGGCUAAUGUGGGGAUACUUGUUGGAAUUUAAGGGAAAGAAUGUCUUCUUACCUCUAUGGAUUGCAAGCAUACUAUUCUUGGCCGCUAACUCCUUCGUUCUCAUUGGGAUUAUUAGUUGCCAUAGAUACUCUCCAAUAUUUCAACGCCUUAAAAGGAGCUUGAAGAGUGACUGAAAGUGAAGUAGCUAGGCGAUCAAGGCCUCGAGAAUGCUAAGAUGUCCAGGUAUACUUUGAGCAUUUUGUGCUUCAUGUAUGAUUCUGAAAUUUUGUGCGAAAAGAUGUUUUAUCCUCUUAUGCUAACUAGGAAAUUUGAGACAACUAUAGGCUGAUCGCUUUGACCUUAACAGUAAGAAUGCGCUGGGCUUGGAACCGCUUUUGGAUACGUUUUACAUUGUUCUGAUAAAUCUCGAAGACUUUAGUCAAAAAUUGGCUGGCUUGAGCGUGGUCCAAUAUUCUUUUUUGAUGGUUUGGUAUUGGUUUUCAUGCGAAUUGACCUGUCAUACAUUUUUUUCUGUUGAUUUGAAGUUUUAAGUAUAAUUUCUCCAUGAUAAUUUGUUAGAAAUUAGAAUCAUGGAUGUCAUAAGUUUUUUGUUUUUAAAAAAACUGGAGCUCUUGUACAUUGAAGUGUUAUGCAGAUUAUGAGUUAUGACUACUUGGGACGUUAAUGAGUUAUAAUUACUUCCAUUAUAUUGAGAUAGGCAUAGGACUUGGAUCCAAUGUGAGCUCUAUUUUGAUUUGAGGGUUGGCUAGAGAAACCGUGCGGGCAAGGAGAAGAAGGAAUUAAUCGUUCCCGUAAGCAUUGACAAUCAAAUCCUUAUCGCAAGAAUAAAAGAGAAAGCCCUUGACCAUUAGAGCUUUAGUUAUCUAGUUUUAGACUAUGUUAAAUGUAAUAGUGCAAUUAUUUUGGAAAGUCACAUCUGUAUUAAUAACAUACAUGAGUACAAUAUGAAUUAUGAAGGUUUACAGUUGUGUAUGUGCAUUUUAAAUAACACAAA